This is a messenger RNA of Erpetoichthys calabaricus (reedfish), 1389 nucleotides long. RefSeq lists its product as uncharacterized. Bases 8 to 1186 code for a protein of 392 amino acids. The record is from RefSeq and is a predicted model, not a curated record. The transcript is spliced from 3 exons. Lineage: Eukaryota; Metazoa; Chordata; Cladistia; Polypteriformes; Polypteridae.
ACCGCGGAUGACCCCAGUGCCCGGUACAAAGUGGUUGCUGUCCAUCUAUGCCAGGGUGGUGGCUUCGAGGCUAGAUGAGACCAAGGCCCGGAUCACCUCCAUCUUUGGCUCAAUCCUGAAGAUGGACUCAACAAAGAAGGUGAUCAAGAAACUAGCUGGUGCCGCGGCAGGAACGGCAGCCUGGGUGACCAACGUGGGGAACGAGCACGGCCAGAUCUUGAUCAGCGUCCUCACUGCAGCCGAGGGCGCUGGCCUGCACCCCAUGGCCACCGGGCUGAUGCGGCGAUACCGUGAUGCCAGUGUGUCCCCGCCUCUGGUCCUGUAUGUGGACCGAGACUGCUGUUCCCACGGGGGACCCUGCAAGGUGUCCCUCUUAUUCAACCAGUGGGAUCAGCUGGUGGUGCGGCUCGACGUGUGGCACCUGAUGCGACGCUUUGCAGCGGGUGUCACCACGGAGAGCCACCCACUGUACAGCCUCUUCAUGGCGCGUCUCUCGUUCUGCAUCUUUGAGUGGGACCAGGGAGACGUCGCCAGGCUGCGACAGGCCAAGGCUGGCGAGGCGGGGAACGAUCCCCGAGGCUCCGGCUACGGAAAGAUCCCACUAAAGGAGCUGGCCCGCCACUGCCGCCGCCGCACACGUGGGGCGGAGGAGACGGGCCGGCUCAUCGACGAGAUGCUGGAGGCCUUCGGGGACGCCACUGACACCAUGGGUAUCCCGCUUUUGGGCCGCGCAAAAAUACAGGAAAUAUGGAAAACUCAGAGGCGCCACCUCCACUGCAUCCAGGACCCACCCGGCGUGCACCUGUACAUGCAGACCGGGCAGCUGGUCAAAGGGGGAAUCACGCUGCCGGUGUUCAGGUGUGGCCGUGGUUCAACUUCGUUGGAGUCGUUCCACCUGCAUCUGGACCGCUUCAUACCUGGCAAGGGUGCUCAGAAACCUGUUCUUUGUGACCUGUGUUGUGCGAGGGAGUGGGUGGCAUUGCAUUUUUAUCUCUGUGUCUCUCUCUCUCUCUCACUCACUCACCGUGUCUUUCAGGCACUUCAGCCAGCGCGGCCCACUUUCAGGCCUAUCUGCUGGAAGGCCUGGCACGGUGGAACGAGGACCGUGCGGCAAAAGCAGUGGAGGAAGGAGACCGUGAUAUCGUCUGCUACAGUGGCCAACUCCAGCACUCCGUCAACGAGCUGAGCGACAUUGUAUAUCGCAUGAAGCUGGUUGACGAUUACACCCGGCCUGCGAAGUACACUGGUGAGCUCAUAGGUAUCGAGUACCUAUUUUCGCAGACCGGUCGAGUGCUGGAGGAAGUGAUGGGCAGGGAUCCCGACGCUCCGGAUGGGACUGAUACAGACGACGACGAUGACAGUGUCGACGAGGGCUUCCAAGAGGACGAG